This is a messenger RNA of Stylonychia lemnae, 2181 nucleotides long. NCBI's taxonomy places the organism in Eukaryota, Ciliophora, Spirotrichea, Sporadotrichida, Oxytrichidae. The record is from the annotation of a GenBank genome assembly.
AUGGAGAAUAUUUCGCUUAUUAAGAACACCAUAAAUGAGAGAAACAUUGAAAAAGGUCUGGAAGAUAUACAUAUUAGAACAAGCAAGAUAGCCAAGUAUUAUAACUAGGAGUUCAAUGAUAAUAACGAAACCUUUAUUAAAAGUCAACAGUUCAGAACCUAAAAUUUUGACAGCAGAGUUGGAUAGGUUUUAUCAUUGGAAAGAAGUCUUAGUCAAUCCAGAGAUAUAGAUAACGAAGUAUUCAUAAAUGAUAAGGAAAGACUUUUAGCCGAGAGGAAUGUGUUUUCCUCCCCAAAGAUUAGACAAGCAAUGGGGGUGAUUGGAGAUUUUGAAAUAAAGUUGAAUCAAUCAAACGGUAACAAGGGAGUAGAAAAUAUUUAUCAUGUAGAUAACGUUGAUAUAAUGUCUGGCAAGAGUGGUACACCAAUCGAAAGCUAAAAUAUUAGAUCAGCAGCUCAGCUGAGAAAUUUCCUUCAAUCUAAAAGAUAAAUAAAUUCAAGACUAACUGGUGGUUCAUAAGGUAGAUCGGCAGAUUUUAAUGCAGGCUAAAAUUUCAAGCAUUCAUUUUCAGAUUAUCAAAAUCUCAUGGCUUUAAAAGGAAUGAAAACUCUAAAACGGUCAUCUUUUUCGAGCAAAGAUUUCCUGACUAAGGACGAGUAGAAACUUGGAAACCCAAAAUCGCUUGAGUCAUUAGAUAGAAGUUUUUCUAAAUUAAGAGGACUCCUAGAUAGAAAGUGCGAUAGACUAGACAUUUAAAAUAAACUCUUUGCUUAGCCUAAGACAACUUAAAACGCUUAUAGGAGUUAGGUUAAUCUAUUGCACAACAAAAAACUUAUUGAUAGAAGGUUUAACGUAGAGAGAAACUUAGCAUAAGAUGAUCCUAGCUAGUUCGGUUUAGAUUUAAAUGCUAAGCAGAGGAUUCUAUAUGCAAGUAUGAAAAAUCAAACUACGAUAGAUAGUAAUGUUCAAUAAACCCCUCAUUAUCAAACUUUGAUUGCUAAUCCACUUGCUAAAUAGUAUCAAUCUAAUUUCUAGACUGUUAAUGGCUGGCAAGCGAAAGAAAGAGAGAACGUGUCUCUUUCUGGUUAGUAAAAACAUAACUAUCACAUACUCUCUUAAAGUGAUAGAUAGACAUAUCUGAAUGGCCUAAAUGAGAGGACCCAACUUAAAAAGGUAAACGGUAUCAGUGAAUAUGCAUAAGAGUCUUUCUUAACCUCGAUUAAGAUUAACAAAGAUUAUCAGAAAGCUUAUCAAGAUAAUCCCAAUGUAUUCCGAAAGAGCUAAGGCUAGCUAACAUAAUUUGCAAAUAAGCAAACCAUUGCUCUAGAUGAUCAGGAAUUUGAUUUUCAGAAGUACAUGGAGGAAUACCAAUUGAAGUAAUAAGAAAAUAUGGGCAGAUAAAUACCUAAGAUCAACUUAGAGACGAUCUAAAAAUAUGUUUUUAGCUAUGUUGAUUAACACUUGAUAGAGAUUAUUUGCUUGGUAACGUUCUUAAGUUACUUAAUUACCUUUAUCUAUGGUAAAAGGGUAAACAGGUAAAUUGCAGAUAAGUGGUUAAUGGAGGUCAGAUAGGUGCUAGCCGAUAACUUUGCCAGAAUAGGUUAAAGUUCUUAAAUCAAGACUAAGGAUGAUGUCUAUUUUGAGAUGAAAGAUAUAGUUUGGAUUGAAAUCCCAAUUGAACGUUAAGACAAGACGAUUCAUUCAGAAAUUCUUCUAAUAUAACCUCGAGAGAUUAAGAAGACAUUUCAAUCAAUGCCUCAUUUAGAAAAAAUCAUGAUAAAUAUUUGCCCAUACACUCCCUACCUAGGUGAUGAUCAGACUUCGAUUCAGUUUUAUGGGGAGAAUCACGAAAGCAUAAAUGAGUUGACUAGAGAUAAGAGAAUUUGUGAAAUGCUUAUAAAUCACUCUGACAAGAUAAUGGGAAUUCACAUCACUGACUAAAAGCUUUAUUCUAAGAAUGACUUUGUGCUUAAGUGCCAGUUAAAACUCAAUGAUAAUGAGAUAAGUGGAUGGGCAUAACUGAUGAAAGACAUACUCUAUCUAUCUGAUUAUUUAACAAGAAUGAGGAUUCCAACUAAAAUUCAAGAAGAGACUAUAACUAGACGAAAUAGACUCUUGAAAAAUGUCAAAGUAGCAGACAAAAGGGCAAAUACGAUAAAAAGUAUUAAUAAGAGUAGUUGA